ACACCUAGCGCUAGUUAUGAAAAUAUUAGUGCUUUCCGUCAUCUACUAGCUGCACCAAAUAAUAUAAUCUAGUGAAAUAUUCCAGGUAGUGAAUUAACCACUUGAAAUCGUUUGUACAGAACAGUGAGUGGGUAAAAGCUUGUGUUUAGUAUCAGAAAGACGUAACCAUUAAAUAGUUGGUUCCUUGAUCGUGCCAUAAUGAGCAUAUCAUUGGAGCAAAUCAUAGCGGUGGGUCUUACAAACUACACAGUGUUUUUGAUACUUCUUGUAGACUCACGUCAGCAAAUAGGUUUGCUAACUUUAAGUUGACUAGGCUAUUAAAACUAUUUUGACAAUCUAGCCAACUGCGAAUUCACCUUAGUAGUUGAUAGAGUGCUGUAAGAGAAGGGAUGUUUUUGAUCAUCGCCGAAGUUCAGUUUGUUAACCAACAAAUGGAUGAGUUUGUUCCUAGACUGUUGUUGGGGUUUUUCUGUGUCACUAUACUAAGUCAUUUCAAAUGAUGGACAAAUAUGCUAGAAUGGGUUUUUCGAAUAGGUAAUCAAAUAGUCUGAUAGCCUCUGGUUUUUUAUAAACCGAUUUUAUAAACGUUUCUCUCUGCAUAUACCUAUAUACCCCCAAAAUUACUAAGUAUACUGUUUAUAAGUUUGCUCGUGGGAUUUUCGGACGACUUGUGUGUUAACUAAAGACAUCAAGUCAAUAUGCACGAGAAGAUAGUCUCAUACUAGACGUUACUAUCACAAAACGUUUCAAUUUUCGUGAUGUAGUUACUUGGUCGGAGCUGAUACUAAUCUUUAAAGCUAAUUAUCUGUCUAAACAUUUUCCUGAUGACUUAGUUGCGUUCUGGUCAGCUGUGAUUGCAUUUAAUCAUAGACAAUACGCAAACCGACUAUGGUAUGGAGCAAAUUGAAUUUCGUAUCCUCAACUAUUAUGUAUGAUAAUUAUAUAUUACCCUCAUAAAAUUGCUGAUAUCCUUUGUGGCGCAUCUUUUGACUUUUCAUUUAUGUUCCGUCUCAUGCUUUGAUUAAAAGUUCAAGGUACUUCGUUAAGAAUGUCAGCGAAGUAUGGAAAUACUGGAAUUGAUAAACGUAGUUUUUUUUCUGUCGUAUUUUUCUUAUUAUUGAGUCUGUGUUUUGUACCAUGCAGAUCAUACUUUCUGCAAGUGAAACUUAUUUGGCUACCUUCAGGGAUUUUGUGCAGAAUUCAUUAUGGAAGAAGGUAGUUCGAAUACGAGUUCUCGCGGUGAUCGGCGUAAACGUCGUCAGAAAUCUCGAACUUCAAAGCAGCCAAUUAGCGAAUCUCAACAAACUCAACAGAGUGGAGACCAUGAAGUGUCUUCAAUUCCACCAAAUGUAGAAGAGGCUCCUGUUACGUCCUCGUUGGGUGAGGAAUCUUCUGUGAUUGAUGUUUUUCCUUCGACAUCGAAACUAACAAGUUCACAUUCCAAGGCUGCUAAACAGAAAAAAAAACAUCUAAAAGUAGUAGAAACUGUUCAUCUUUCUGAAGAUUUAUCCAAAAUGAAUAUCAGAAGAUUUUCAAUACCUAAUCGACCGGAUGGAGGGGGAAAGUUGGGCAAAGAAAUUUAUGUGACUGUUAAUUGUUGGGAUUUUUCGAUAAAGCCCAAAACUGUUUACAUGUAUCGAGCAGAAGCUCUCGCUGUAUAUCGUGGUGAUGAAGGAAACAGAACUGAAAUACGAAUGUCUGCUAAGGAUAAACGUGCUCUAAUUAAACAGGUGGCUGAUAGCUUACAUGACUGUAUAAUUUACGAUGGUGGCCAUGACAUAUACUCGGCGGAUCGUUUGCCAGGGAUCGGGAAAGUUCCUACUGAGGCGGAAAUGAAAAUUGUUGAUCCACUUGGUCGAGAUAAUCUUGUUCUGAAAUAUCACUUGAUGGAAGCACAGACGGUAUCAACUGACGAUGUGCAACAAUACGUAGAAAACCCGAAAGCAACAUCGUUAAACAUCCCCCAAGAAUCCAUUAGGUUGUUAGAUUGUAUAUUGAGAACUGUGUCGAAGCAGUCGUUAAUAUCUCUUGGAAGAUCUGCUUUAUUUUACGACAAACCAAUGAAAGUCAUUGCAAAUAAACUAUUCAGUAUCCACAGAGGUUUUAUCGCUAGUAUUAGACCACAAUGGAAGGUCCGUAUGAAUAUAGACAUGACGUAUAAGGCUUUUUUCACAGCUGGUAACCUAGCAGAUGUUAUGUACGAAAAGUAUGGAGACAAUAUGGCCAGAUGUAGCUCACAAAUGGCUCAAGAUUUAAGAAGAAUACGUGUUGAAACUGACAAGUUUUACAAAAAUGAAAAUGGGAAUUCAUAUUGUAGACGUUUCACUGUGCAUGGAAUAUCGUCUGUGCCAGCUGAAAAGCUUAUGAUCGAGGAGAGAAAGCAAUCUGUUGCUGCAUAUUUUGCUGAGCAUCACCACAUCAAGUUAAAAUAUCCUGAUCUACCGUGCGUAAAGGUUGAUCAAAAACGAGAAGUUUAUAUGCCAAUGGAACUUCUCAACAUUCUUCCUUUUCAAGCACCUAACGCAAGCAAGGCUGAUGUGGCUAGUGAGGUUAUUCGUUGUGCAGCAGUUCGUCCUCAAGAACGUUUCCGAGAACUUGUGGAUUUCACUAAUACGAUUUCAAAGGGACAUCGACUAUUUCAGUUGUUUCAAGCAAAGAUAGCAAACCAACCCGUAGAUGUAAAGUCUCGUGUACUCCAGCCACCUAAAGCAAUUUUUAAUCGUCCAGAUAAAAUCCAACUGAAGGCUGGAAGUUGGAAUACUCCGGAUUUUCAUGAACCAGCUAAACGUGGUGUUGCAAUUCCAUGGGGAAUACUUUGUGUUCCAAACAACCCGCGAUCUAAAGGCGACGUGGAAAAAGUCACAAACGAAUUACCAAAGGCCGCUAACCGUUUCGGUGUUUUCCUCAGCAGUAAACCAUUUAUAUCACAAUGCUACGUUAACCAACUUGAGAAAAAGUUUGAGGAAUUUCAUCGACAAGGUUGUAACUUCAUUCUGUUGAUUCUGUACGAUGAUUUGGCCUACGGAACAAUCAAACGUCUAAGUGAUUUGAGAAUGGGGAUCCGCACACAGUGUGUUCGUGGUAGCACUCUAUACAAACCUAAUGUGUUUCGUAAGUAUCUUUCAUUUAUUCAUAUUCGUUUAUUUCAAUUUUUUAAAACGAAUGGACUAAUUUAGUCUAGUUUGUUUUAGCCAACCUAUUAUUGAAACUCAAUGGGAAACUUGGUGGUGUUAAUUGGAUUGUCCCAGAUCUUACUGAGUACAACAAGGAUUUAAUAAUGGUUUUCGGUGCUGAUGUUACUCACCCAGCACCGACACAAACUCAUCAGGUUCUCAAGUCAGUUGCUGCCGUUGUUGGAUCUGUCAGUCCUGAGUUAAUGCGAUACGGGGCUAUAGUUAGACAACAAGCGACUACUGAACGAGGAAACAAAACAACGAGAGAAAUUAUUGACAACUUGCAUCUGUCAGUUGGAGAACUGCUCACGCUGUAUUUGCGGAAUACGAAGGGACGUUUUCCUAAACGUAUUAUAUUCUAUCGCGACGGUGUCUCAGAGGGUCAGUUUGAAAAUGUUUUGGUCGAGGAGUUAUCUGCGAUUCAAAAAGCUUGCAGUGACAUUCGUCCUGGUGAAGAACCUGCUAUUACAUUUAUCGUUGUCCAGAAGCGACACCAUAUCCGAUUAAAACCACAAGAUCCCAGGGCACGGAAUGUGGAACCAGGAACCGUUGUUGAUACAGAUAUUACUCAUCGUAGGGAAUUUGAUUUCUAUAUUUGUUCUCAUGAAGGAAUUCAGGUAACUAGUUUCUCUUUGUUGGUGAUUAUUUCUUCCAGGGAACAUCAAAACCGUCCCACUAUCACGUAUUAUAUGAUGACAAUAACUUUACAUCGGACAGUCUUCAAAUGUUUACGUACCACUUAUGUUAUGCUUAUAUGCGAUGCUCUCGGAGUGUCUCUUACCCUGCUCCAGUGUAUUAUUCUCAUUUAGCUGCGUUUCGUGCCCGAGAUUGGCUAUCAAACACAAAUGAAGCAAAUGUUUUACUUGAUGAUUAUAAUCGCUUCAAAGUUCACAUUUCACAAACUGAUGGGAUGUUUUUCUUGUGAAGUUUUGUUAAUUUAUUAUUUCAGAGAAGAAAACUUUCUAUUUUGACAUAGAGUAUUACGUUUAACAAACAAAUUAACUAUAAAUACAAUUGUUCAGCUCAUGUCAAUAAAGUCGUCAAAAAGGAAAUUUUCUCCACUAGAUUUUCUUAUUUCUUCAUUUUAUCAUUUGUUCAAAAUAAAUUGCAUUUAUAAUGGUU
Molecule: messenger RNA, 4295 nt
Organism: Schistosoma rodhaini
Lineage: Eukaryota; Metazoa; Platyhelminthes; Trematoda; Strigeidida; Schistosomatidae
Source: the annotation of a GenBank genome assembly